This is a messenger RNA of Gadus morhua (Atlantic cod), 1884 nucleotides long. RefSeq names its product toll-like receptor 13. Lineage: Eukaryota; Metazoa; Chordata; Actinopteri; Gadiformes; Gadidae. The transcript has a single exon. The coding region runs from base 96 to 1865 and encodes 589 amino acids. Gene Ontology annotation, molecular function: protein binding. The record is from RefSeq and is a predicted model, not a curated record.
CGUUAAGGGGAAUUCGUUUUUGUUCAUUUGGAAUAUUAUAUCUCUUUCUGAACAGUUUUGUUGUUCCAACGGCUAGUUACACGCUGAAGGACUGCAUGGUCAAACAGAACACACAGGUCAUCUGUCGGAAGAACAGUUUUAAAGUAUUUCCAAAGGACAUUCCAGCAAGAGUCACAAGUAUAGAACUGUCUGGAAACACCAUUUCUACACUCAAUAAAACAGAUCUGGAAAAUAUCCCAAAUCUGUUGCGCUUAGACCUGACAAGCAACAGGAUCUCCAAGAUUGAAUCUGGCACUUUUGUCGUUCAACUCUCUCUUGAGGUGUUAAUUUUAAAGAACAAUAGCCUUUAUAAGCUACAGGAGGGUAUGUUUGAUGGCUUGGUCAAUCUCAAAGAAUUGUAUCUGACUUCCAAUCAGAUCCAAACUGUAGCACCAGCCUCUUUCAAGACUCUGAGCAAGCUUAGGAUUUUGGACCUAGGCUAUAACAAACUGCGCCACUUAACAAACAUCUUACAACAUACACCACAUUUACAAACCCUGUACAUUCCAGCAAACAACAUUUCCACUUUUCAUUCUUGGGAGCUGUCAAAUAAGUCUACAGAACUUGUUAUACUUGAUUUGUCUCAGAAUGAGCUUAGGUUCUUUAGGCUCACUGCAGGUAUCUUUCCCAAACUCAAAACGUUGAACCUUAGGGAUGGUAUAAAGAAUGGUAUCGUCUGGGAGGUGAAUGACACAUCAUACCUUAGAAGCGUGCAUAAACUAGAUAUCAGUGGGGUUCGCUCCUCAUUACAUGGACUGCAGGAAGUAAUAGAGACAUUUAACUCCUCCUCCUCACUGAUUUAUCUGCAGUUAAACAAUAUAAGUAACAGCCUGCAGGCCCUAAUCGAUGUUUCCUGCAAAAUCCUAAAGCUGAGCACUUUUGAAAUCCGAAAUAACGGCAUCAAAGUUAUUAGAUCAGACAUGCUGCACUUGUGUAGUUAUCUGAAAAUAUUGGACUUGGGGAUGAAUGAGAUAACUAACAUCUCUGAAAAUUCUUUUCAAUCUCUUAGGCAGCUUGACACUUUAAACAUAAAGAAUAACUGUCUCAAAUCGGUCCCCAAUGCUGUAAGGAAAACUCAAAUCACAAAACUGGAUCUCAGCCACAAUAACAUCAAUGUUCUUGGCUGUGAUGAUUUUUCCAAUAUGACACGUCUCAGAGUUCUCCAUCUAGACAAUAAUCCUCUUGUAGCCCUCCAGGAUUGUGUUUUCAAAGAUUUGGUCAAUUUAAACGAAUUAAUUUUCCAAAACAGCAGCAUUGAAUUAAACGGCGCCUUCAAAAAAAACACGCCAAAUCUUAAAACUCUUUCUUUGAUAAACAAUGAACUCACUGAUCUAGUUCAUGGAGGAUUUAGAGCUCUGAAUUCCCUCCAGUAUUUGUCAUUAAAAGGGAAUCAAUUACAACAACUUAAAGAUGGGACCUUUUUUGGACUGUCCAGUCUUACACAUCUUGAUCUCGAAUCAAAUAAAAUAAAUGAAAUUUCAAACUGUACUUUUGUUGAACUGAAAGCUUUAAAGACAUUGAAUUUGCGUAGAAAUUGCAUUCAAUAUGCAUCGGUAGAGCCUAUUCUGAAUCCACCAUUUGCUGAGCUUUCAAAACUAGAUACAUUGUACAUUUCAGAUCAGAUCAGAUCUCAUAAGCGGACCAAUUUCCCUCAAAACUUUCUGCAAGGCCUGACAAAUCUGUCAAUACUCUAUAUGCAAACUAACAAUAUUAAAUUUGUGCACCCACACACCUUCAACUAUACUCCUAAUUUGAAUGUGCUUUAUUUGUCUGACAAUUUUUUAACAGACAUUCCCGACAAUUUGUUUUGCUCAAUUCAAAACUAAAAAGUCUUGAAAUGUCAAA